AGAUACUCGACGCAACCACACGUCUUGUAAAAGACGCCAAAUCAAGCCAUUGAUUGCUGGUCUUCAAGACAUCAGGCAGCACAGUAGACACGUGACAGCCAAAUAACUACUGCACAGUUUGGGACAAAGCGCUUCAGGUGAACAGGGAAGCACUUUCCCUGUCCUCAGGAGGAGAAAUAUGAGUUCCUUGUCGGACAUGACUUCAGAAGAGAAGUGCGACGAAGUUUUGGAGGAAGACGAUCAGCCAGCAGAUACUGUGAAUCAAGCACAUCACAAACUUCCGCCCGAUGGAGGGUGGGGAUGGGUGGUUUGUCUUGGAGCAUGGAUGGUGAAUUUCUUGACAGUCGGACAGCAGAAUGCAACUGGUGUAGUGUACUCGGCGCUUUUGAAUGAAUAUUCCACAAAAAGAGGAGAAACAGCUUGGGUUGCCUCGCUUGCGUCCAGUAUGAUGUAUCUGUUCGCUGCUGUGGGCACCUCUCUCGCCGAACGCUUCGGGAGCCGACUGAUUGUCAUCGUUGGAUCUUUCGUCUCAGCCUCAGGCCUCCUUGCCAGUUCCUUCGCACCAACGCUUACACCCCUGUAUGGAACCUACGGAAUUAUAUGGGGUCUGGGAGCAAGUCUGGGCUUAUUUCCCUCGCUCGUGAUACUUACAAAGUACUUCAGAAAGCGCUUGGCCCUCGCAUCUGGGAUAGCUCUGGCGGGUGCGGCGUGUGGGACCCUUGUAUAUGGACCCGUAAUACAAUUCCUUGCAUCAACGUAUGGGAUUUCAGUAACAUUCCGGAUUCUCGCCGCCGUUCAGAGUUUAAUGUUUAUAAGCGGAUUGAUGUUUCGACCUGUGGAGGGCCAUAAAGCCUGUCGAGAAAGACAAAGAGCAGACAACGACAACAUUUUCAAGAACAAAGCGUACGUCAUCUUGGUUGCUGCGCUUUGUGUAUUCAUGCUCGUGUUUCUCGUGCCUUUCGUUCAUUUGGUUCGAUUUACAGAGGACAAAGGAAUCAGCAGUACCAAAGCCUCUCUUCUAACAGGCUAUAUGGCAUUUGGAGGACUUACAGGAAGUAUCGCGUUUGGUAUUGCGUGCGAUCUCCCGCGAUUUAACCGCCUUAAGGUCUGCCAGCUCUCUCUCUUUCUCAUGGCUAUUUCAUCCUCCCUUGUCACCAUGGCAGCUAAAUACAUCUGGAUUUGCGUGUACGCGUUCACUUUUGGCGUUUUUGAUGGAUGCUACGAAAUGCUUGUUCCCGUGAUCACGCGAGAUAUCGCAGGCCCUCGCAGAGUAGCGCACGCCAUUGGUUUGCUUUACUGUAUAAUAGCGUUUCCAAAAACCCUUGGCCCACCAAUCGCUGGUUGGCUUUUUGACUUGUCCAAUGACUACAGUGUUUCUUUUUACGUCACUAGCGCUGUAACCAUUAUUGCGACAGCCAUCAUGUUCCUUCUCAAUUGGGUUCCAAUCCACAAAGAUCGCUUGGAGAUGGAAGAAAAUGAAAUGAGCUCUCCGAUCAUCAUAAACGAGCCUUCUCAUAAAAGCGUCUGUGACGACUUCAGGAUGAACUUAAAACCAGAAGCCGACGACUCUGUAACUCGUGGGUGGCUGCCAAUUUACUGGGUAGAAAGUCGCGGAGAAUACGAAUAUCGUGAAAAGCUGACAGUACUGUGACCAAACAUAGUUGCAAGGAGAGUUUCAGAGGAGGAAAGGUGGUGUACUUGUAAUAGUUCUAGAGCUCUCUUUUGGUUACCGAGCAGAUUUAGCUUUAUACUUAUUUUGUGUCUCCAGCUAUGAUAUCUAUCUAACUAAAACGCUCAAAUAAAUUUAGUUACAGUUUAGUUUCAAAAACAAAAAUGGAAGUCCAGCGUGUACUACGCUCUAUUCCCGAG
Stylophora pistillata is the source of this 1869-nucleotide messenger RNA. RefSeq names its product monocarboxylate transporter 10-like. The record is from RefSeq and is a predicted model, not a curated record. Lineage: Eukaryota; Metazoa; Cnidaria; Anthozoa; Scleractinia; Pocilloporidae. Gene Ontology annotation, molecular function: transmembrane transporter activity. Gene Ontology annotation, biological process: transmembrane transport.